This is a messenger RNA of Thrips palmi, 2037 nucleotides long. RefSeq lists its product as uncharacterized. The transcript is spliced from 2 exons. Bases 187 to 870 code for a protein of 227 amino acids. Lineage: Eukaryota; Metazoa; Arthropoda; Insecta; Thysanoptera; Thripidae. The record is from RefSeq and is a predicted model, not a curated record.
CAGUCACUUGUUGGAGCGUCCUGCGUUUUGCCCUGCUUCGUCGACCUACCGCCAGGGGGCAGGACCUGUGCGUGUUCAUUCAAAUCAAAACAAGCAGAAAGGCAGAAAGGCCUUUCCUCGUGCGUCGUUUCGUCGGCCCGUUGUCUGCUACAAGCAAGCUUCACCGUGGCGUGGUACACGGAUACGAUGUACAGCAGGCCGAGGCGCCAGAACCGCGCCUCGCCCAGCAAGGAGAAGGAGGGCCCGCUCAGCCCAACGCGCUUCGCCACGGCGUUCGCGAACCUGCUCUUGGCCGCCACCUCGGCCUAUGCGCUCCGCCAGACGGGGGGCUUCGGCCUGCAGGCUUCCCCUGCGACCUGGGCCUCUACCGUCACCUUCUCCUUCUUCCUCUUUCAUGCCAUCAUUGGAAUCAUCCGCUUUGGUAAUCCACAAUAUGGCGAUGCUUUGCGGUCUGCCUAUGAGAAUACAACUUUCUGGUGUGUGGUCAUCGCGCUGCCCUUUUUUUCCGCCCAGAUUUCUAUAAUGUACAGCCUUCCAACUGGAUUUGGAUUGUCUUUCAUUUUUCUGGGCUUUGCUACUGUUGGCCUACAUUACGUAUCUCGUAUAUAUCUGAAUGGUAAAAAUAAUGGAGAAGCACGCUGGGCAGAAUCCUUCCGAGUGAAGUUUGUUGUCUCAAUUAAUCUUUUCACUAUUGUGGCAUUAUGCUACGUGAAUUUAAACUUCUAUGGUGUUGCAGCAUCUUUGUCAUUUUUGCACAACUUCUUUUUUACUGGGCUGACUGGAACUGUCUUUAAUAUUCCAGCUGUCGAUUUGUUUGUGUAUCAACUGGCCUUCUUUAAUCUCUUUGCUGUAAAAGCCCUUCUUGAUUAAGAAUACUCUGAUCAUUCUAUUCUUGAGUGUGUAUCCUCAAAUGUAGGGCUGCUAUCACACAGUGGCCAACAAGGUUAUGGAAUUAUCUCUUGUUCUGAAACUCUCUCAUAUCUUUCAGUAGGACUGUUUUACUUAAAGUUUCGAUGUGAUAAUUUUUGUUCUUAGUGUUAAAACACUUUCUUGACGCAAAUCUUGAGGAAGAAAAUGUGGAAUGGAUUACUUUACCUUGUGUAGGGUUCAUUUUAUCUCUAUCAUUCAUAUAUUUAUUAUUAUGAAAUUAAUAACCCCAGUACAAAGCAAAAUAAUUAGAUGAAGAUUUUAAGUUGAUAUCUAUAUCGUGUUGUUUGAACCCUUAUGACAAAUCAAAUUUGAAUCAUAUCGGAGGCAGUUGGUAAUAGCCACAUGACAAAGAUUAAUUACCCAUGACUUCUGUAGAACCUAAGAGGAAACAAUUUAUUUCUCUUAAUAUAUAUUUAAGUUGCCAAACACACUAACAUUGUUCAUGUGAUGUGUUACGUUAAUGUAUUUAUUGUCUCAAGUCAUUUGUUUUCCUUAUGCUGUUUAUUUAUUUUGAUAAGUUUAUUUUUAUGUUGUACUUUGUUGCUGUGAUGAGUUAACGAGUUAGUCAGGACCAUUGUUCAAGUGCCAUUCCAGUUCUUUGACCACCUGUAAUCUAAUUACUUUAGUCUUGUGUAUUGUAAAGUUACCCUUAUGUAUUAUUACAAACUGAAGAAGUUAUUUUCUAAUUUAUUCCCAGUGAUAGUUUGAAGAGAUGACAUCAAACCAUGUCUUUUUAUUUUUUACUUGGAUUGCUUUUAUCAUUCCGUAUUUUAAGUUCAAUAUAUGGUUUUGUAAUGUUAAGUCUUAACAAAAAGGUCGGUACAGACUUGAAUUUGUUAACUGGGCAUUUCAAACCUGUUUCACUGUUUACUGGUAUCAUUUAUGCGCUUAUUUUUUUACUGUGUUGUUGUUGGCUUUCCUUAGAUGCGCUUCAAAUUGAGUACCAAUAAUUUACGUCCUUAAGUAAGGUAUGAUUUUGCUGUACUAUUUGUUAGAAUUGUGUGUUGUCAUAAAGUCUCACCCAUCGUCUUUGGGUGUAAUCCACUUAAGAUUGUAGUGUGUUGUCAGAGGACAAUGUAAAUAAAGAGAACAUUUUUUCUUGGUUGA